Camellia sinensis is the source of this 2407-nucleotide messenger RNA. RefSeq names its product F-box protein At2g32560. NCBI's taxonomy places the organism in Eukaryota, Viridiplantae, Streptophyta, Magnoliopsida, Ericales, Theaceae. The record is from RefSeq and is a predicted model, not a curated record. Gene Ontology annotation, molecular function: protein binding.
AACCACCAAUAAUUUAGGUCCAAUGGCUUCAAACAACUAGCACGAUAUUUCAACGGUCACAGUUUCUGGUUGGCCGGACUUCCCUCCGAUUCCUUGUUUGUGCACAGAGAGAGAGAGAGAGAGGGGGGUCCAAUACUUUGCUUGAUAUCCACACAAAUGUUACAAUAAUUUUUAUAUUCUUCAACCACCCAACAAUCAGAUAGAGAAAACAGAUUCUGUUUCACUUUUUGUUUUUUGUUUUUGUGCCCAGUACCUGUUUGUUUCUUUGCGCGUAAGAGAGAGAGAGAGAUUAAAAAAAAAAGAGAGAGAUUUGAGUAGUGAAUUGUGGGCAGAGGAGGAUUUGGUGAGUUGUGAAUAAAGAAGAAUUUGAUGAUCUGAAAGGGGUCAAUCAUCUUCUUCUUCAUCAAUUUCUCCAUUUUUUCUUUUGCCCAUCUGGAUUAUUCUCUCUCUUUGUUUUUUAAUUUUUUUUUUUCUAUGACAUUAUAAGAUCACACAUUUUUUUUGUUUUGUUGGGUUUCACCUAAUUUUUGCUUCAAUCUCAACAUUUCUCUUUAGCUUUCUGGGUUCAUUCAAUAGUACCCAUGGUAUAUAUUCUUUCACUCCCUCCACUCUCUCUAUAUGUAUGUUAAUGACACCUGUUUAAGGUUUUUGAAGCAAAUUUCAUUGAGGCUAAGAAGGAAUUCUUGACCUUUCUUUGGGUUCUUAUUGGUUUAUGUGACCACCAUCCAAAAGUUACUCCCUCAUUUUGGUUUAGAGUUUGGCGGCGAGGCCCACUAUUUGUUUUGGUGGGCUUCGUCAUUGAAAGGGUUUUGGAGAUUUUAUGUUCUUUUUUCGUGGCUUUUUGAAGAACUGAAUUCAACCCAUAACAGACUUCCUUGUUUUCAAAUGUUUUUCUUUUUGAUCACUUGCAUCACUUUUAUCUUCUUUUACAAGUCCCUCUUUCUCAAGCCCCUCCUACCACCAUGGGCAUAUGAGGCGAGAUUGUUAUCGCUUUGGUUUUGGAAAGACCUAUCAUUCUUUCACAUUACCAACUUGAUGAAAAAUACCCUCUAUGUCAGUUCCAUUCAAAUUCCAUCAAAAAUGCUAUUCAAGAAGACUUUGAAUUCAAAAGUUGAGAAUGCGGAGGCAACAGAAGGGAUGAUGAUGUCUUUGCUAGACUUGCCUGAACUUGCAUUGGAAUGCAUUCUUGAGAGACUUCCUCCUGAUGGGCUUUGUAAUAUGGCAGGUGUGUGUGGUGAUUUGAGGGAUAGGUGUACUAGUGACCGCCUUUGGGAAAAGCAUAUGAAACAGAAAUGGGGUCGAAUUAUUGGUCCAGCCGCCUAUCGGGAGUGGCAGCGGCAUAUAGCUUCAAGGAAGGAUUCAAGCUUUCUUGAGCAAGGCCAACGAAGGGCCCUGAUGAGGUAUCUUUUACACCUCUGGCCUCUUUCUCUAAUUAGAUCAAACUUUGACAACAUUAGCCAGAACAAGAGUUCUCCACCAGUUGAUUCGAUCAUGUCUUGGUAUCUUGCUCUUAACACUGGCAAGUUCUGUUUUCCUGCACAGGUCUAUAACCGCGAGAAUGGGCAUGUUGGGUUUUUGCUGUCAUGCUAUGAAGCAGAGCUUUGCUAUGAUCCCUUCACUAACACUUUCCAGGCCAGGUACCCACCACAUGGAACAAGACCAGUUGUAGUAGAGAGAGGCGUGUCUUGGGAUAGGAUAAGGGAACCCCCUGUCGAUACUUCCCCACAUGAUCUUCAUAUCUCUGACUGUUUGAAUGAAUUACGCCCCGGUGAUCACAUUGAGAUUCAGUGGAGGAGAAACAAAGAAUUCCCUUACGGUUGGUGGUAUGGUGUUAUAGGUCACUUGGAAUCAUGUGACGGGAGUGACGAUUUCUGUCUCUGUCAUCGAAGUGACACGGUUGUGUUGGAGUUCAACCAAUACGCUCCUGGUUCACGAUGGGGACGAACUUCCAUCGACAGGAAAGACCAUCGUGAAGAAGGAAAUGAGGCAGACGGGUUUUAUGGGGGAAUUAGGAAACUUCACAAUAAUGACGAGAUUUCCACGUGGAAGUGGCUUUGGCCAGUUGAAGUCUUGGAUUAGGCUUCAAAUCAAAAAAACAAAAAAAGUUGACACCACUGAUUGAGAUACCCGGAUGUAGAAAGCUCUGUCACAUUCAUUCCUAUUUUCUCACUUUAUAACAAUGGUUUGUGUGAAGCUGCGAUGCGUUUCAUUUCACUUCAGUUUCAGCAAUGCCUCAGAAUCAUAAAUUUUGAUAUGUGCCAUAUUACUACCAUGUUAUAUACAAGUUUUUGUUGUUGUUGUUGGAUUCUAUUUGGUUGCUUGUAGAGAAUGUAUAGAAAGUUUUGGAAAUUUGUAGUGAACGUAUGAAAUGGUUGUUAGAUUCCAAGUUAUUUUGCUGGUCUUGUUU